UAAUAUACUUUUUAAACGUCUUUAGUGAUAUCAUGGCAGUACAUGUAUCUCCGAGAGAAGAUUUCAAACGAUAUAAUGUUGACGAUGUGUAGAUUCAUCUGUAGAUGUUUGUUUCAUUUGAAAAAAGUAUUAUAAAGUAAAAUGUUUUUGCAGCAUCAGAGUUGUCAGUCUUGUUACUAACACAUAUCACUACUAUGGAUGAUACAUUCACCCAAAGUUAUGAGCAUGUUCAAAAGAAAAGACGUAUUCAUAGAGGAUUAGAAGAAUGUGUAGCAUACAGUCAGUCAGAAGAAGGAACUGAAACGCUGCGACAGCCUUUGGCAGCAUCAGCUAAGAAGCAAUUGCCAAGCAGAAAUCUUUAUCCAGUUCAUCGAAGGCAUAAAAAAUUUCAAACUCAAGUAAACUUAUCACUAUCUGCACCAUCUAAAAUUCAAAUCCCUGGCCAGAUUCUUCCAUGUACUUUAAAUGAUAGAACUACAGAAAAGGCAAAUCAGCUGUUGCAGAGGUUAACUGGGAAUAUGCAGAUGAAAACUGAGGAUGUGGAUUUUGAAGACAGGGAUUCUUUUAGCUCAGGUAGUGAACUUAAUGAACCAAGUAAAGGAAAAUUUACUAAAAGUAGUGACAAUGACAAACACAUCUUGAAAAAUCUAGGUGGAUUCACAACAGCCAGCAGUGUAUACAGUCAACCAAGUACACACUGGACCAGUUGUCUUGCAAGCUCCUCUUCUGCUACCCCCACAAAUUUAAAGUUUUUAGACUCCAGUGCUUCAGGUGCACAAUUUACAAACUUUGCACCAUGUACAAAGAAGUCAAAGAUUCCUCCUGGUCAGAGAUCAAUCAAACAAUUUAUGACUCCUGUUUCACAAAGCAGUGAUGGAGUACACAAAAGUAACUUGUCAAAAGUGUCAAGUCAUACAAAUUCAGUACAGUUCACCAGUCCAAGUCAAAAUCAAACUCUCCCAGGCACCUCUAAAGAAUUAACUUGUAGGAUGUCAACAGAAACAUGCUCCUCUGUCAAGAGUGAGUCUGACAUUGUGUAUAUAAUCAGCAGCGAUGACAGUACAGAUGGCUUAGAUAAGAAGAAGAAUGACAAAAUGUUGAAGUUCAGCAGGCAGCAGAGUUCUGAUAGGGAUUCUACUGAUGUUGCUGAAAAAUUAUCUUGUGAGACAAGAAAAAGAAAAAGGUCUAGAAAGACAAAAACUCGGAAAUGGAUUAAAGAAUCUAGAACACCAGGCUGCAGGAAGACACAGGAAAAAUCUAACUCAAAAACAAGUUUUACUGGAUCAUGCACAUCUUAUUCUGCUAGGCAACUUCAAGAGCAAUUUGUUACAGUCACACCAUCCACAAGUAGAGAUUUUCUUGUUACUGAUGAAGAUGACUUUGAAUCUUGUCCCACGCCAAACAAGCCAGUUAUGAAAAGUACAGUUGAAGUUGGGAAAACCUAUGGCCUGCUGGGGGAAAGUAAAGUGGAGGUUGAGGCAGUGAACUACUUUCAGCAGCUACCGCUAGAUGUAGUGGAAAAUAUUUUCUGCCGCCUUCCUAUGCUUGAUCUUCUUCUCAAUACCAAUCGAGUGUGCCUUUACUGGAAUGAUGUCAUCUCGAACUCCAAGUUUAUUUACUGGAAAAAGCUGUACCAUCGACUGAAGAAGGAUGUGACAGAGGCUAGAAACACCAUUGAGAAUCUGUUGAAACAAAAUGACAUGUGUUUACCUUCUGUUCGGCUUGUUAGUCUCAUCAGGUAUAUGAAAAUCUUCAAGCCAUUAUGCAAAGAGAACAACUUAUGUGAACUUCUGCAACAGCAUCCAAAAUAUACUUCUGCUGUCAUCUUAUUGAAAGAAAGGGCCCCAGACUGCUUUCAUAACAAGGAACCCAACCCCUGGAGUCUGAUCACAGCACUUGCCAUGGUAGCCACUUCCGUCAGAGAAACUACACUUGUGCUGCAGCUUUUGACAUCUCCAAGGGCAAAUGUGCAAUGUACAGACAUAAUAGAGUGUUUCUACUGCAUCGCCACAUUUCUUUUGGCAUUUCAGAAGUGUUCAAGUCACAACUGUGCUGCAAGAGUUGACACUGAACAAGGCAUCACGUGUAUUCAGAUGAGUAAACUGAAGAACUGGUCAGCAUUGAGUGCCAUGCACUAUCACCUGUUUUAUGCACUUUACCUGUUUGAGAACUUGUCGAUAUCCAACCAUUCCAUGCUUCAGUCUGCAAUGAACAGCUCCUCCGGACAGCAGAGCAUUAUACGGUACAGUCAAGGUGAAACAAAAGUGCGUCUCACCCAUGAACAAGUGCGCAUAAUAAGGUUCACUCCUGGACCUGGAGACAUUGUGAAGAUCAUUGCUUUUGCAGGCACAGGCAAGACCACAACUUUGGUUCGAUAUUCUCAGAUGAGACCAAACCUUCGAUUUCUGCUUAUUGUUUUUAACAAAUCUGUCUGUGAGCAUGCCCAGAAGUGUUUUCCUGCUAAUGUUACCUGCAAAACAGCACACAGUCUGGCAUACGCUGCCGUCGGCAAAAGGUAUCAGGCAGCAAAAAAACUGAAUAUAGGCAGUCUAAAGGUGUUUUAUGUUGCCAUGUCACUUCCAGAACAGACGGAAAAGAGUCAGAAAGAAAAUUAUUUCGUUCGCGGAAAAAUGGUACUGAAAACCAUUAAUAAUUUUUGUGCUUCAUCUGAUGAGGAAAUCAGUGUAUAUCAUACUCCGGAAACACAGAUGUGUGAAACGACUGGGCUCUUUGAGCCUAUCCCUUUUCACGUUAGGCAGCAAUAUGCCAGAGAUGCAGAGUACUACUGGAAUCGGAUGAAGGAUCUACAGGACACAAGAGUGCGGAUGACACAUGAUGGAUAUAUGAAGUUGUAUCAGUUGAGUAAACCAAAACUUUCUGGAUAUGAUGUCAUUCUUGUGGAUGAGGCUCAGGACUUGACGCCUGCCCUUAUUGAUAUUCUGCAUUGCCAGCAUCAACCAAAGAUAUUUGUUGGUGACCCGCACCAGCAGAUCUACUCCUUCCGUGGUGCUGUCAACGCUAUGCAGCAAGUUCAACACUCACAUAUCUUUUAUCUCACACAGUCUUUUCGGUUUGGUCCUGAGAUUUCCCGAAUGGCAGGCAUUAUUCUGGAAACAAUGAAGGCUGAGAAAAAGACCAUUGUAGGGCAUGGAAAGCCAGGAAGUGUAAAUGGAGAACGAGUUGGCCAAUUAGCAAUCCUGUGUCGGACAAACUAUACAGUCUUCAGUGAAGCAGUUCUUCUGUGUUUCUACUCUUCUGUACCAUGUCGGGUGGCAUUUGUUGGUGGUUUGGAAGGGCUUGACUUCCUGACGCUGAAAGACAUCUACAACCUGCUGCAUCAGCCUGAAGGACAGAGAGACAUAAAAAGCAAGUUCAUAGCUCGUUUCGAGAAUAUGGCCAAGCUUGAGAAAUAUGCCCAGAAGACCACUGAUAAUGAGCUGCUUGGCAAGAUCCGGAUCGUUAAAACUUAUGAUCAAAUUUUGCCCGCUUGUAUGUCAAGAAUAAGGGAGAAGACUGUCAGAGACCUUACACAAGCAGAUGUUGUGCUGAGCACAGUUCACAAAGCUAAAGGACUAGAGUUUUCAACUGUAAAAAUUACUGAUGACUUCAUUGAAUCGAGGGCUGACGUAGAAUGGACAAGUAUUCCAUCCCUGAGGCUGCCUAUUGAGGAAGUAAAUUUGCUGUAUGUGGCUGUGACUCGGGCAAAGCAUGCAUUGAUGAUGUCAAAUCUGCUCUAUAUUCUUUUCACCUAUGGUGGGGGUGGCUUUGCAUGGCCCAUGCUUUCUGAUGAACUCACAAAGCUUGGCAUAAGUUUCACUUGCUUGGAGACAGGAGAAGGAUUUGAACCUAAAACUCUGACACUUUACAGGCCUAAAACUACUUUGGGUAAUAAAACUGAGCGGGCUGAAGGAGUUUACUCCCCACAAUGGCUCUUGGAUAAUGAAAGUGAAUUUGUUCACUUACUAGGGUGCAAGAUAUGAAAAGAUAUCUUAUUGGUGGAAGGCAAUCCAGAGCAGUCUGAUAAGGGCAGCUGAAAAUUAUAUCCUCAUGAAGUGUGUACAGACAUUUUCAAAACUGCACCUUUUUUGUCUGGCUGGAACACACAAGGACAGUGCUGAGAUAGAAAAGAUGGGGGCUGUGAUGUUAUUCAUGAAUGUGUUGGUAGAAAACUGUUGUGACAAUUGUAAGUCAUGACAUCUAAUUCACAAUUCCACAAUUGUAGACUUUUAUGCAUUUGUGUAUGUGUGCAUGUGUUUGAGAGGGGGGAGAUCAUAUUGUACAUAUUGUAGUCAAGAAAAGAGAUGAAUCAUGAUUCACUUUAGCCAUCUCUAUGAUGAAAAGUCCAAAUUACUCUUUAUAGUGUAGUCUUCAUCUUCAGAAAUUGUCCGUUUUCAUUUUCUGUGUUCUUUUAAUCACCUCAUCCUCUCCUCCCUCUCUUGAUUUUGGCAGGAGAUAUAGUUUUUGCAUGUCAAAAGGUAUUAAGAAAAAAAGUUUAAUUUUUCUUUGUAAAAAUAUGUAUAAAUGUUAAUUGAAUAAUAAAUAACAUAAAACUUGUAAGAACAUUGAAAAUUUUUUAAUUGUUAUGCCAGCUAAUAUUUAUCUUAGAGCAAGAACAUAUGUAAAUCAGUGACUUGAUGGAAGAUCUAUAAAAAAAUGAAAAGCCAAUCAACCUGUUAUAUAUUUCUUUAUUUCAUUAUGCAAGCUAAACACUUUCUAUACACAAGAUACAUGCGAUUUAAGGUACUGCAGU
Pomacea canaliculata is the source of this 4750-nucleotide messenger RNA. Its product is annotated as F-box DNA helicase 1-like. The transcript has 20 exons. Gene Ontology annotation, biological process: double-strand break repair via homologous recombination; replication fork processing. Lineage: Eukaryota; Metazoa; Mollusca; Gastropoda; Architaenioglossa; Ampullariidae. Bases 195 to 3980 code for a protein of 1261 amino acids. Gene Ontology annotation, cellular component: nucleus. Gene Ontology annotation, molecular function: protein binding; 3'-5' DNA helicase activity; DNA binding. The record is from RefSeq and is a predicted model, not a curated record.